Caenorhabditis auriculariae is the source of this 2681-nucleotide messenger RNA. The record is from the annotation of a GenBank genome assembly. NCBI's taxonomy places the organism in Eukaryota, Metazoa, Nematoda, Chromadorea, Rhabditida, Rhabditidae.
AUGAACAAGUGGUUUGAGUACGAGUCAGGGCACGCUUGGUGCGAGAGCGCCUACAAGUAUCAGACCCUACCCAUGGUCGCCGAGUUCGCAAAUACGGUUAGUUGUGAGCUAGCUCAACGAUUAUAGAGGUCGGAGAUGGAGGAUGGCUGCCCACUGGCCGCCCUGCCUGCCAAACCAUAAACGUCCAAAAGCAGAAAUGACUAUUUCAAUAAUAAGUCAAUGACUCAUUUCUAUCGCUUGGCUAAAUGGCUGUCAUUUCUAUCGCUUGGCCAAGGGCUGCCUUCCCAAUCCUUCACCUCUGAUAGAGGGGAAAAACCUGGAAGUAAAAGAAGUGAAAAAUUGUUUUUGAAUUCCGAAAUGACGUUUUAUUAGUCAACUAUUUGUCAUUGAAACAUAUUCGACACUGACCGUCACGAGUUUUUUGCGACUGUUAUUUGCCCCAGCCCUGAUUAGACUAUAAAUCUUCGCAAAUCUAAUAAAAACUCCAAAACCUUUGAAAAAAACUCUUCAUGUUGUAGGUGACGAACCUGCCCAUAAUAGUCCUGCCUCUUCUCAAUUGCCUGUUGCUGAGGAAAUACGUGCGGGAUGUGAAUGCGGGACUAUUGCUGCCCCAGCUGCUGCUCACAUUCAAUGGCCUAGCUUCAACUUAUUAUCACGCUACUCUAAAUCUUUUUGGUUAAUUUUUUCACUCGACUAUCCUUGCCGUAACAUGAUUCUAUUUCGCAGGUCAAUUGGUGGAUGAAUUAUCUUUGGUUUGGAUCAUCACCGUUUUUUUGGUCGUCUACAUACCGGUGAUGAGAUGGUUCCCGAAAAAAUUCAACCAAAGACUGUACGUUUAAGUUUUGGGAUGAGAAAAAAUUGAUUAUAAAAGCUAUAGCUGAUUCACAACUGGCUUGAGCUAUAGAAAAUAGGUUCUGGAAAGAGAAGAAAAGCAAUAGAUUAAUUGCUAUAUUGAAAAUUUAAAUCAUCAAAAAAAAAUUUAAUCAAGACAGUGCCUGGCUGAAGGAGGGUGCUGACAGGCCACACCUCAUAGCGUCCCAAGUUGGAACGCAGGUCGACUAGAGUUUUGAGAGGGAGAUUUCGCCAAAAAAGUUUUCAAAAUGUUUCUUUGCAUGGGCGUUGAGUUUUGUAUUUUGAAAAAAACUUGUCAUAUUGUCUUAUCUUGAUCACUGACAACCUGCAGAUUACUUGUUCGAUGGGCGGUAGUGGUGGUUACGGCGGUCAUCUCGGCUCUUUGUUUCCUCGAGCCAAAUCUCAACGCUGUAGCCCUCAUGCUGUUUUCCGUUCCAGCAGCCGUCGUCAUUAAUUAUGAAGGAACAAAGUAUGGUGAAAUCAAGGCGAUUGACGAAAACCUUACGUUUUCAGCUCUGGUUUGCCGGAAAUCGAGUCGUUCCCCCGGAGAAUCCUCACUCUCUGGGGAGCCGCCUUUUCCUUCUGGUUUGCGGACCGACUGCUUUGCGACUUUUGGCUAUACCUAGGUUCAUGGUUGGACUGGAAUGAAUGAGAAAAAAAAAGGUUCCUAGGUACGCCGUACCUGCAUGCACUGUUCCAUUUGCUGGCUGGCGUCGCCGGCUACACGAUCUUCAUCAUGUUCAGCGUCAUAGACAUCGACACGAGAUCCGACAGGCACAGGUCGGCCUCAACAUUUCACUUAUUCGGAAAGUUUGUCUGUUGAGACAAAAUUUUAUAAUGGGUUUUUCUAGUUGAUUGUCACCUUGAGACUGGUUCAACUCAACUUUUAGCUUUCACUUUUUAUCUAAAUGGUCACAUUUAAAAGUGAUUGGGAACAAGAGCAGCAUCCCUCGAACCAAUAAACCGAUUGAAAAGGAGAAACCAUGCCUUUUCAAGGCACAACUGAGUUCAACUCAUUUCCGAGAAGAUAUAUAAUCACCUCGAAAUCAUUUCUAUUUGGGAUGUUAGUUCUCAAUUUCACAUCGAUGUUCCAGGAGGAGACAAGCCAAAAUGGGCGAGAUCUAGGGAUAGGAAACCUCGAAAGAAUUAUUCGAUUUUAGGCCGAAAUUGAGUUCAAAUAGAAAUUUGGAAAUGAUGGUCAACCUGAAAUCACCUGAAGUUGCAAGAAAAUUAGCUAACUGAAUCCUAAAAAAAACGAAUGAGAGAAAAAUUUGUAACGGGUCAUUGGAAACCGUUCCCCGUGAAAAAUCAUUUUUUUCAAAACUCUUCGAUCUCUUGAAUCGUUUAUUGAAAAUUUUGAUAUCUUUCUUGGAAAAGGUGUGUCAAAAAAUAAAUCUCAACCUUUUUUUCAGAUUCACCGCUGCCAUCAGGUACUUUCCGGACAAGAGCGGCUCAAUCUUCUCAUUCCCUUACAUUUCCCUAAAGGAACGACCCGAGUGAGCAACUUGUCCUUUUUUGCGCUGUUUUCUUAGUUUUUUUUUUUGAAUGUAUACUCAUUGAGUUUGUUUUUUGUUGUUUUGUCUGCAUUUUUUUAGAAAAGCUUUCUAAAACUAACAAAACGUGUCUCGAAUCACCCAUGCUCACAGACGGGAAAGUUGCUCCACUGCUUAAACCUAGUCACUAGUAGAUUUUAUCUUGUCGUUUUUUUACUCGCAGUGUUGUCCAAUUUGUUAAUACAGUAUGAAAUAGGGAAAGAAAAGAGAUAAUUCAGAUCGCUCCGUCAGUUAACCGCAUUGGAGAAGGAGGAGCCAGCAAUUUCAAAGUAUUGA